Messenger RNA from Aspergillus pseudonomiae, 1714 nucleotides. Its product is annotated as syntaxin family protein. The record is from RefSeq and is a predicted model, not a curated record. NCBI's taxonomy places the organism in Eukaryota, Fungi, Ascomycota, Eurotiomycetes, Eurotiales, Aspergillaceae. The transcript has 2 exons. The coding region runs from base 282 to 1073 and encodes 263 amino acids.
CUCACCCCCUCGGUCACACCUCCUCCAUCUUCAUUCCACCAUUACUGCCAUUGUUUUAACCAUUACUCUGGAGUUAUUCGCUGUGUCGAUCAGAGCGAGCGAGUCAUAAUUCUAUCCUUUCCUGGUAAACCGACCCCGAAUUUGUCAGACUCCCAGGAUCUACCCGAGUCUUUGUCUUCUCCGCAUUGCCUCAUCAGCCAGGCUGAGACGGAUUGCGACACUUCACUCGCCAAUUCGCGACAUAUCACCCUCUCAUUCCGGGCCCACCGUCUCACCUCAACAUGCCAAACCCAUCGCAGCUCUUUCUUCUUGCAGACCAUAUCAAACUCUCCCUCCUAGAACGACAGCGAGCGAUCUCAUUGGAUUUGGAACCCAACAGCCAAGACGGAGAGAUCUCUCGCUCUUUGGAAUCGUUGCACGACGGCAUCGAGGAUGUCGAAAGGGACCUCUCCCAGCUGGAGCAGGCCCACGAUGAUGGCGCCGCCGAGUUGAAAGACCAGCUAUUCCAUUUGAAAUCGCAGUAUCAAGAUUUGUCAUCUCAGUUCAGCGGACACAGCACCUCAGCCGGCGCCAGCGGCUCAUCCCCAUCGCCUGAAUUCGCCAAUGUCAAGUCGUCUCCUGAUCUCAAACAGCCGGUUCCGCAGCACCCUCCUUCAAAGUCAGUGCGGUUCAUGAACUCGGCUACAGAAGAAGCCGAUCUCGAGCGACAAAACCUCUUCCACCCUUACCGCGACUCACCUUCCCCUCCCAGUGUAGAUCAAUCUGACAUGUCGAAUGAACAAAUAUAUGAUCGACACAAUGAGAUCAUGCGGGACCAGGACGAACAGUUAGAUCGUCUAGGCGAAUCCAUCGGACGACAACACCAACUCAGUAUCCAGAUUGGGGAUGAAUUAGAAGGCCACGUCGCGCUGUUAGACGGUAUGGACGGUGAUGUUGACCGACAUCAACAUCGGCUAGAUGGGGCUAGAAAACGACUGGACAAGAUCCGGAGAAGCGCGGGUGACAAUUGGAGCUUGAUGACAAUCGUCGGUUUGAUCAUUAUCCUGGUCAUUCUCAUUGUCAUUUUGAAAUAAAGCCUAGAGCGUAUAGAACCUCUGGUAAACUUCACAUUCUUGUGAGCUUUGAUCAAGGGCGUGUUUCUCUGGAAGGCGCAGGGCGUUUCUUUUUUGGGCCGGGGGGCGGGAUUCCCUAUGAAUGGAUCGUUGGUUUGCCUUAUAUUGAUGUUUGAACUUAUAUGGUGUCUGGAGUGAUAAAUUACGGAUUUGUUCGUUAUAUGGCAGCAAUUAUUUCAUUACACUAGUUUCAUGCAGCUCCCAACAGGGACUUGGGGCCCUACACAAUCUACAUCUUACAUCCCAUAUCAAUAUCAUACACCCGAUCUUAUUCCUCAGGGGUAGUUACACAUGACACCAUGAAGGACUAGGUUAAGUUUAUCAAAUCAGGCACCUCUUCUUAAAGCUCAGUUUAUACCCAGUACACCGAUUAAGAAAAGACAAUAGUACAAAAGAAGGAAAAAAGGAAGCUAAGAUCAAUCCCUUUAUUGAGUCUUACUCCCUGGCCCCUCCUGGUUGGGUAGAUGCUUUGUCUUCUCUUGUAGAUUUUUCAGAUCGUAUCCGUCACUAUCGAGCUCACCCCGAUCCGCUUUGACCUCGAAGCUUCACUGUUACUAGCAAGUUCCUGCUUCCACUUCCCCUUUCCUUCCUUGGUACUUCUC